GGACGCAAGCAAACCGCCCCUUCACCCUCUCCACAUCACCUCGCCGCCCAUAUCCAUCCGAGAGCCCGUUUAAUAGAGAGCAGCGAGGAGAGCGAGCGCACCAACGGGAUCUGCCCCUGCCGCCUGCGCUAGGGUUUCCUCCUCCAAGCACCGCCUCGCAUCCCUAGCCUCCCCCGCUCGCUGCGCCCCGGGAUCCCGCGGCGGCCAUGGCGGCUGAAGCGCCACCGUCGGCGGCGUCUGCCUCCUCCGUGUCGGCCCCGCGGCCGCCGGCCGCGUCCGGCUCCGGUGGCGGGGCGGCGGCGUCCCCGGAGUCGUACAUCGGGAGCCUCAUCAGCCUGACCUCCAAGAGCGAGAUCAGGUACGAGGGCGUCCUCUACAACAUCAACACCGAAGAGUCCAGCAUCGGCCUGCGCAACGUGCGGUCAUUUGGGACUGAAGGCAGGAAGAAAGAUGGAAUGCAGAUUCCUGCUAGCGACAAAGUUUAUGAGUACAUCCUCUUUCGGGGAAGUGAUAUCAAGGAUCUGCAAGUUAAGUCAUCUCCACCACCACCACCGCCACCACAAGCAGCUUCCCUGCACAACGAUCCUGCCAUAAUCCAGUCACAUUAUUCCCAACCAGCAUCAACUUCAAGUUUGCCUUCAGCUGGGGGUACAGUUGUACCAGACCUCAGCUCCCAGGCAGCUCAAUAUGGGCUUCAGAGGCCAAGUUUUCAGAGUAUUCUUCCGCUGUAUCAACCAGGGAACACUCCAUGGGGAUCUUCAGUGGCGCCUCAGGCAGGAAAUGCUUCCACACUUUCAGUUCCCUCAAUGUAUUGGCAAGGAUACUAUGGGCAUUCAAGUGGACUGCCACCUCAUUUGCAGCCACCUCCUUUUCUUCAGCCCACACCAGGAUUGUCGGUUCCUCAGAAUCUCCAAUAUCCUUCUUUGCCAUCUGGGCUGCAAAAGCUGUCGGAACUCCAACCCUCAUUGAUGCCACCUGUUACUAGUCAAGGUUCUUCAUCAGGUAUCCUGCCUGCUACAACAGCUCCUGCUUCUGCUACCUUAUUAGCUCCAGAAAGUUCAAAGCCUCUUCUGCCGAACAUGGGAUCGUUGUUUGCUCCUCCUGUGACAUCUCUUGGUGCCACUUUUCCUUUUCCAAGCCAGCCAACUUCCACGGCUGAAACUAGUGCAAUGUCACAGAACUUAAAUUCUUUGGGUAGCAGCAAGGCUGCUGUUCUUCCAGGCUCAACACUGGCAUACCAAACUGUAUCUCAGUCUGUUUCUUCGACUGUUGCCCCAUCUAGCUCGUCCCAAGUGGAGAUGCCUGUGCCUUUGUUAGCACCAUCAGGUCAGCUAUUGCAGAACACUGCAUCCAUGCUUUCAUCCUCGCACUCCAUGCAGACACCUUUACAGAUGGGCAGCAAAGAAUCAAAGCCAGUUGAGCCUAAGGCAAAAGUUGCAGAACCACUGCUACCUGACCCUUUGCUACCUGAUCCACCAUCACGUGCUCUGCCUGAAAAUAAGGAGCCUAUAUUACCAUUGCCGAAACAAACGCCUCAAAAGUACAACGGAUCUGGUUCACACAACCACCACAACUUCAGGGGCCGUGGAAGGGGUAGAGGAAGUGCGUUUUCACAGUCUGUGACAGCAUUUACUGAAGAAUUUGAUUUCACGGCCAUGAAUGAGAAGUUCAACAAAGACGAAGUCUGGGGUCAUCUUGGUAAGAAAUCCCAGUCAAGGGAUAAGGAUGGUGAGAUGGGAGGUGAUGUUUUUGAUGAAGAUUUGGAGGUUGUGGAAACAGAAAACCCAGAGUUGGCUGUCAAGCCUGUUUAUGUCAAGGACGACUUUUUCGAUUCCCUCUCUAGUGGAACAUUUGGACGUGGAGGAGGGCCAAAUGGAAGGGGCAAGUUUUCAGAAAGGCGGAGAGUUGACACAGAGACGUUUGGUGAGUUUCCAAGGCAUCGGCAGCCCUAUCGUGGUGGUGCCCGUGGUUACCGUGGUGGUGGCCGUUCCCGUGGUGGGUACUAUGGUGGCAGAGGCUACGGGAACAUUGGGCAGGGUGGCUAUGGAAACAUGGGCACAGGUGGCCCUGGAAAUUCGUAUCCUCACCGUGGUGGGGCGUAUGGGAGAGAUUGAUUGUAGCAGAUGUGCAUCCAACCAUACUUGCGGCUGGUGUAGUCUUUUACCAUAUGCAUGAUGCAUCUCGUACUGUUCAACAAAUAAAUGGAACUUACCACCAUGUCACUUGGGCGUGCCUUGUGCAGACAAGGCCUGUAGCUUCUGGUCAUUAAUGUGUUUUAUACCGUGUUCUGUAGGAAGAGUUGCCAGUAGAUGAGCAGCUGAUGCUUGAUAGGGUAAGCUUGUGGCCCUUGGUGUGCGUACCAAGCGCUUGAGAUGUAGUUGUAUAGGCCGAUCUCAAUCCAGGUAUGCAAAGCUGGGCCUAGCUCCGUAACCUUUUUUUAAUUUAUUUCAGAUUAGCUGUGUUGUCUGUUUUGUAUUGGUGGUAGUGAAACCUUGAAUUUCCCUGCUGUCAGAAGUCUUCAAUUAUAUAAUGAACUGAAUUACCCCAGUUGUUGCAGUUAA
Molecule: messenger RNA, 2561 nt
Organism: Panicum virgatum (switchgrass)
Lineage: Eukaryota; Viridiplantae; Streptophyta; Magnoliopsida; Poales; Poaceae
Product: protein decapping 5-like
Exons: 8
Coding region: 207-2114 (635 amino acids)
Biological process (GO): cytoplasmic stress granule assembly; P-body assembly
Cellular component (GO): P-body
Molecular function (GO): mRNA binding
Source: RefSeq, a predicted model, not a curated record